CUCUCGCUCUCUCUCUUGCUCUAUCUAUCUUGUAGCCUCCACAUUCAGCAUUCAGCGCAGCGUGGUGAGAUCAGAUGGCACAAAGCGUCUGAGCAGAGCAGGAUAGCUACGUACUGGUGCGGGCUGCAGAUCUGUCUGUCGUCGCCAGUGAGUGAGUGAGGUCGCCUGCUGAAUCUCUGGAGGAAGUGCACCUGCAUGCCAAGAAGCGAGUGCCUAAGCUGCGCACCUUGGCUCUGCCGCGUCCGUCUUGUCUGUUUACCCCGCGGCGCUCUAACACUUUUUCUUACUGCCUGUGAGGGGUGCAGAUGAAGACACACACAGGAGGGAGAACUACUGAGAGAGGACCCACACUCAUCCUCCGCACACAGAUCUGAGGUACGCAAUCUGAUAUCAUACCGAGUUUAUUUGGUCGGGUAAGCAAUUUAAAUUGGACGUUUUUGUUUCCCAAUGAGUUGCGUUUUCUAUGACCUUCGCAUUUGAAUUUAAGAGGGGAUAUUUGGAUUGAGUCCGCAGUUAAAAUUUCUGUAGUCACAGUGAAUUGUUUGAAUGCAGAUGUGUGAUUAGAUCCCGAUUUAAGAAACAUGUUUGCGCACUACAGUGCGGGGCUCUUUGACUAAUUUUUGAGGUCGUAAUUUCAGGUCCAUGGAUAGUUCCCAUGCACGCAGCGGUGUCCGGCUCAAAGGAAUUUCACUUCACUCAAACGUUCAACUUGUAGCUGUAAUACAAAGUGACGUGAUCAAUAGUUAUCUCUGCAAAUUAUUUAUUUUAUCUCACCAUUGAUGGACAGUUUAUUGGUCUGUUUUAUUUCAUCAUUGUUUCUGAUCGAUAUCUUUUCGCGGAUCAGAGCAAUGGGAAGUUGUUUUCGUUCGGUGACUCUCGCUCUCUCGCUCAAUUCAAUUCACAGGUCUUUAUUGGCACGGGAAACAUAUGUUUACAUUGCCAAAGCAAGGGAAAUAGACAAUAAAAAAUGAACAGUAAACAUUACACUCACAAAAGUUCCAAAAUACACUUGUCUAUAUGCAGUGUUGUAACGAUGUGCAAAUAGUUAAAGUACAAAAGGGAAAAUAAAUCAACAUAAAUAUGGGUUUUAUUUACAAUGUUUUUUGUUCUUCACUGGUUGCCCUUUUCCUGUGGCAACAGGUCACAAAUCUUGCUGCUGUGAUUGCUCUCUCUCUCUCUCUCUCUCUCUUUCUUUGUGUGUGCGUGUGUGAAAGAGAGAGAGAAUUCGUCGGGCCGGGAAAUUAUAGGGAAUCGCGCUGCUGCUUGUCGCCCUGUCACAUUUGAAUCAACUGCACAAUAGAGCGCCAAUUAAAUGACAUGGUGUCGCCGCCGACAAUCUGUUUAUAGACUACCUGCAUUGUCCUCUGCAAGUCGACAACCCCAAAAUGACAAAUGCCACCCUCUAAAGUUGGUUAGUUUGAAUCCCCGAGCCAACUAGGUGAAAAAUCUGUCAAUGUGCCCUUGAGCUAGCCGCUUAACCCUAAUUGCUCCUGUAAGCUGUUCUGUAUAAGAGCAUCUGCUAAAAUUAUUAUUAAAAACUAAUUCAACCCUGAUUGAAAGGAUCAGUGGUGUCUGAAUUCACAAAUGUUUUAUAUCUUGUGUAUUUUGUAGCCUGUAGCCAUAUCGCCUAUUAGUGUGAUGGAAUCUCUAUUGAGAAAGUGUGUCCAAAUGGUCCUCCCCUUCAUCCAUCUUUGGUAAAUGAUUUAAAAUACUUCAUUUCAAUUUAUAUUAUGCCCAUUUAGCUAACUAAUUAAGUCUGGAUUGCACAGAUAUGUUUUGGAAGAGCACGUUCUCUUAUAGACUGGUAAUAUAAUUAUUCAAUAUGCCUAGAGAGACCAAGAUAAUAAGCACAUUUUCUACAAAAUGAAGGUUUGCUUUUACUGUUGCAAAAAUGGUCUGCAGUUUCGACUAGUCCAUUUGAAUUCUAUACAGUACAUUUUGUUCAUCUGUAGACCUAAAUCCUCUAAGGCUGGACAUUUCCCAGCAAACUGGCUGUAGUUCCAUGUAUUAUAGACUGGUCUAUAAAUCCCCCUACAAACCCCAGUCACAGUGAAGCCCUCCAUGGAUAGGUUUAUGAGUUAUGAGACUAAAGGAAUGGGGCUCUGGAGAAAUGUGCGGCUAUCAGCAGGUUGCAAGUCUUAUAGAAAUAGAUACACGUCAAUACGUAGCCUAGAAACAGAACAUCACAACCGUAGAGCUGAAGUAUAGGCUACUAUCGGUCAACACUGUGUCAUAUAUUAAUUCAAUCAGGGGUAGUACCAGGAGGGUCUUGACUGAAACUAACUGACUGAAUAUGCUUCAGCCACUUCUAACCAUCCAGUUGUAUAACAGAUUGGGUGUAGGUCUGAUGACACGCUUGUAACAUAGAGGAUGCUUAUGGGCCAGGCAAUAUGGAUUGCUGGGCAUAUACAGUAGGACAGGCCUUUUUCACAAGUUGAGGUGUUUUGUAGCCGUCACAUUUUUCUCUUUUGUUGACAGUUUGCCCCUCUGAUGUUUUUUACCACCUCCUUUUUUACCAGUGAUGAUGUCAGGAACCUUGAACACAAUCAGCACUGAAUCAUCAGCAAAUGGCGUCUAUAAAAUGUCCUUCUUACUCAUUCCCUCACCAAUCACCUUGUUGCUAAUUGGGGAAUUUUCAUACCCAAUAUGACACAGAUCAUUCGUUUUUAUAAGUCACACUAAAGUGGAGCAUGUCUAAAUUUGACUUUUGACUCACUGCCUGGUGUGAGUGAGUGACAGGGUUGUGAAUGUAAAUAGAAGACUGUCUCAGUAUUCAGUCUGGCUUUAGUCUGCCAUGGUGAAUGUUUCCUGUCAGAGUUCAGAGGCUACAGAUAAUGAAAUGGUAGAAUCAGAUUAUAACUAGUAGAUGUCUUUGUGUGUGUGUGUGUGUGUGGAUGUGUGUUCAUGUACAAGCAUCUGUAAAGCUGGAUGAGAGAGCGGGAGAUAUAUAUAUAUAUACAGUACCAGUCAAACGUUUGGACACACCUACUCAUUCCAAUGUUUUUCUUUAUUUUUACAAUGUUCUACAUUGUAGAAUAAGAGUGAAGAAAUCAAAACUAUGAAAUAACACAUGGAAUCAUGUAGUAACCAAAAAAGUGUUAAAUAAAUCAAAAUAUAUUUGAGAUUUGAGACUCUUCAAAGGAGCCACCCUUUGCCUUGAUGACAGCUUUGCACACGCUUGGCAUUCUCUCAACCAGCUUCAUGAGGUAGUCACCUGGAAUGCAUUUCAAUUAACAGGUGUGCCUUGUUUACAUUACAUUUACAUUUUAGUCAUUUAGCAGACGCUCUUAUCCAGAGCGACUUACAGUUAGUGCAUACAUUAUUUUAUCGAACCCACAACCCUGGCGUUGCAAACGCCAUGCUCUACCAACUGAGCUACAUCCCCUGCCGGCCAAAUCCCUCCCCUACCCUGGACGACGCUGGGCCAAUUGUGCGCGCCGCCCCAUGGGUCUCCCGGUUGCGGCCGGCUACGACAGAGCCUGGAUUCGAACCAGGAUCUCUAGUGGCACAGCUAGCACUGCGAUGCAGUGCCUUAGACCACUGCGCCACUUGUUAAAAGUUAAUUUGUGGAAUUUCUUUCCUUCUUAAUGCGUUUGAGCCAAUCAGUUGUGUUGUGACAAGGCAGGGGUGGUAUACAGAAGAUAGCCCUAUUUGGUUAAAAAAAUGUCCAUAUUAUGGCAAGAACAGCUCAAAUAAGCAAAGAGAACAUGAAGACAUGAAGGUCAGUCAAUCCGGAAAACGUCAAGAACUUUGAAAGUUUCUUCAAGUGCAGUCGCAAAAACCAUUAAGCGCUAUGAUGAAACUGACUCAUGAGGACCGCCACAGGAAAGGAAGACCCAGAGUUACCUCUGCUGCAACUUCAGAUUGCAGCCCAAAAAAAUGCUUCACAGAGUUCAAGUAACAGACACAUCUCAACAUCAACUGUUCAGAGGAGACUGCGUGAAUCAGGCCUAAAGGACACCAAUAAGAAGAAGAGACUUGCUUGGGCCAAGAAACACGAGCAAUGGACAUUAGACUGGUGGAAAUCUGUCCUUUGGUCUGAUGAGUCCAAAUGUGAGAUUUUUGGUUCCAACUGCCGUGUCUUUGUGAGACGCAGAGUAGGUGAACGGAUGAUCUCCACGUGUGUGGUUCCCACCAUGAAGCAUGGAGGAAGAGGUGUGAUGGUGUGGGGGUGCUUUGCUGGUGACACUGUCAGUGAUUUAUUUAGAAUUCAAGCAGCGAUAUGCCAUCCCAUCUGGUUUGCGCUUAGUGGGACUAUCAUUUGUUUUUCAACAGGACAAUGACCCAAAACACACCUCCAGGCUGUGUAAGGGCUAUUUGACCAAGAAGGAGAGUGAUGGAGUACUGCAUCAGAUGACCUGGCCUCCACAAUCACCCGACCUCAACCCAAUUGAGAUGGUUUGGGAUGAGUUGGACCGCAGAGUGAAGGAAAAGCAGCCAAUAAGUGCUCAGCAUAUGUGGGAACUCCUUCAAGACUGUUGAAAAAAAGCAUUCCUCAUUAAGCUAGUUGAGAGAAUGCCAAGAGUGUGCAAAGCUGUCAUCAAGGCAAAGGGUGGCUACUUUGAAGAAUCUGAAAUAUAAAAUAUAUUUUGAUUUGUUUAACACUUUUUUUGGUAACUACAUGAUUCCAUAUGUGUUAUUUCAUAUUUUGGAUGUCUUCACUAUUAUUCUACAAUGUAGAAAAUAGUAAAAAUAAAGAAAAACCCUUGAAUGAGUAGGUGUGUCCAAACUUUGUGUGUAUAUAUAUAGUUUGUUGUUUAUUUCUUAUUUUUAUUUAAUUAAAUGUAUCGACCGAAGAGUACACAAUACAACAGCAGUAGUGUUGUACCUGUAUACAUGAUUAUAUGUACUAUUAUUAUUACUACUGAAAUUAACUGUAUUUCAUUAUCCCCAUUGCAUUGUACUGUAUUUACUGAAAUGCUGUACCACUAUACUGCUUUGGCAAUAUCUACAAAUUGUAUUUCAUUCCAAUAAAGCAAUCUGAAUUUGAAUUUGAAUUUGACUGAGAGAGAGAGCGAGAGACUGCGAGAGACUGAGAGAGAUAGAGAGAGACUGAGAGUACCCUGUUCUGAAAAUAUGAAUCACAGAGAUCAUCAGCUUUCAUAUUUUCUAUUUUUCGUUUAUCUAUUUUGUCACUUUGUCCCAUUUUUAUUCCAAAAUCUCCUCAAUUACCAUUUUUUUCUCUCUCUCUAUCUCUCUCUCUUUCUCUCUCUCUCUCUCAAUUCAAUUUCAAUUUAAGGGCUUUAUUGGCAUGGGAAACAUAUGUUAACAUUGCCAAAGCAAGUGAAGUAGAUAGUAAACAAAAGUGAAAUAAACAAUAAAUAUUAACAGUAAACAUUACACUCAGAAGUUCCAAAAGAAUAAAGACAUUUCAAAUGUCAUAUAAUGUAUAUAUACAGUGUUGUAACAAUGUGCAAAUAGUUAAAGUACAAAUGUAUUUACAAUGGUGUUUGUUCUUCACUGGUUGUCUCUAAUAUGGUCAUACAUUUGACAGGAGGUUAGGAAGUGCAGCUCAGUUUCCACCUCAUUUUGUGGGCAGUGUGCACUUAGCCUGUCUUCUCUUGAGAGCCAGGUCUGCCUACGGUGGCCUUUCUCAAUAGCAAGGCUAUGCUCACUGAGUCUGUACAUAGUCAAAGCUUUCCUAAAGUUUGGGUCAGUCACAGUGGUCAGGUAUUCUGCCACUGUGUACUCUCUGUUUAGGGCCAAAUAGCAUUCUAGUUUGCUCUGUUUUUUUGUUAAUUCUUUCCAAUGUGUCAAGUAAUUCUCUUUUUGUUUUCUCAUGAUUUGGUCACUCUCUCUCUCUCUCUCUCGCACGCACGCACGCACGCACACACACCAAUCAUGUACGCAUGUCCUCCUUCAGCGCUUGACGUUCCUCCAACACUCUUAACGCCUGCCAGCACGCCCACACCUCCCACACAGUCAUUUAAAAACCCACUCAAGUCCAGGGGAAUUCACCACAAUGAGUCAACAGCUGUGUUUUAGACCAGGGUCUAUUCACUGAGAAAAGUUUUCGGUCUACCUUUGAAAUGUCUAUUCAAACACCUCAUAGCACCCAGCCACACAUACUCCCACGGUUUCUUUCUUGUGUGGCUGUAAGGUGUUGCUCUUCAUGCCACAGAGCAGAGAGAGAGUCAACUGAAAGGGUAGUAUUAGAACAUCAGCACUGAGUCGGGGCGGCUGUGUUUGUGUUUGUGUCCUGCUGCUGUCAGCGAGCUAGCUCUCCCUCUUUUUCUCCAGAGUGAAUAGAAGUUCCAUUACGCACGCAGCCGCCCGUCUUCUUUUCAUGGCAGCUGAAUGCCAUCUCUCUCUCUCUCUCUCUCUCUCUCUCUCUCUCUCUCUCUCUCUCUCUCUCUCUCUCUCUCUCUCUCUCUCUCUCUCUCUCUCUCUCUCUCUCUCCAUGAGUGACACAGGGCAGCAUGACAUCUACCAAUCGUACAGAGGAGCAUGCCAGUGAAUUGUGCGUAUGUGUGUCUGUUCCUUUUAUGGUCCUUUGCACCCCCAUUGUGUUCGUUACCAGUAAGUCUCUCUGCUUGUGUCACGAACUACAUCCGUGUCACCCCAUUAACAGUAACAACCCCCUACUUCUCUCCACAGAUCUGACCUCUCACCCCUGACCUCUGACCCAGUGCCCCCUGCUGGUUCGGGUCACCUUUGACCCUACCGUGAUGAGCGUGUGCGGCAGGAAGGCCCUGGCGUUGCUGAGCAGCGUGUUUGCGGUGAGCGGGCUGGGGCUUCUGGGAGUUGCGGUCUCUACAGACUACUGGCUGUACCUGGAGGAGGGGGUCAUCCUGCCCCUCAACCAGACCACUGACAUCAGGACCUCCCUGCACUCUGGACUUUGGAGAGUCUGCUUCCUGGCAGGUCAGUACCAUCUCCAGAUGAUCCUGGAUCAGACCAAUUCAGACCAAUUCUAGCUGUACACUCUUAGAAAAAAGGGUUCCAAAAGGGUUCUUCAGCUGUCCCCAUAGGAGAAACCUUUUUGGUUCCAGGUAGAACCCUUUUUGGUUCCAAGUAUAACUAUUUUGGGUUCCAUGUAGAACCCUCUAUGGAAAGGGUUCUACAUGGAACUCAAAAGGGUCUACCUGGAACCAAAAAGGGUUAUUCAAAGGGUUCUCCUAUGGGGACAGCCGAAUAACCCUUUUAGAGUGUAACUAUUAGAUCUGACCCUGUGUCAGUGGUAAGGGACACAUUUGCUCCUCUUUGUUUCUCACUGUCUGGUGGUUGUUAGGAAUGAGAAGAAGAAUGAUUAAAUAGCAAUGUUGAAGCUCUAAAGAUUCUUAACACCCCCUAGAGUCGUUGUCCGCGCCCCCACAUAAAUCUAAUUAGCAUAAUAAAACAAUCCUCAUAAAAAUAUGUCAGUUUAAGCUAUUGGAUGUGUCUCAAUCCACCGCAUCCGCCGAUGUCAUACUUCCGCAUCUGCGGUGAAAGGUGACAGAGCUAGAGCGGUGUUUGUCAGACCAUGAGACAUCCAGAAAACCGGUCUUCUCACAAGAGAAGCGUCUGAACGGUUUGGCCUACAACGGUUUGGCCUACAGUUUGACCUAAAUAUUAUGACCCUUCUAUGGAACGAUGAGACUCUAAUGGACACGAUGGUGUUCUCCGUUUUGUCUACGACCCCCACAAGCGUCUUGGGACUCGUCUAAAGUCGGUAAAGCCGAUCUGUCAACUUCUGUCUGUAGCGUCAAAACAGUUUGGUCUACACACUAAUAUGACCCCUCUCACGAACACGUACAUGUCGGGUGUUUUGCUCUAAGACACCCACCGGCCUCACAAGACUCAUCUGAAGGUCCCCCGGUACCAGUUGAAAAAAUGAAUAUGGAGACUUUUUAGUGCCAAAAAUAAGGGAUUAAAUACAUGUAAAAAAUAUAUAAUAAAAACAUGUUUUCUGAUCUUCCUUAUAUCUCUCAGAUAUAGGACAGACACUUCAGAACAAACUUCCUUUUUUUGGGACUAUCUGUUGUUCCAUGUAAGAAUAUGUUAUUCAAUGCGUUUGUAUGGGCUAAUAGCAGUAAGGCCAAACAUUUGUUUUCAUUUAUUUUAUUUUUUUAAACAUUCCAUAUAGCUUAGUAGAACACAUCUCCUUCGCAUCGAGUUGAUCAGGGUGUUGAUUGUGGCCUGUGGAAUGUUGUCCCGUUCCUCUUCAAUGGCUGUGCGAAGUUGCUGGAUAUUGGCAGGAACUGGAACACGCUGUCAUACAUGUCGAUCCAGAGCAUCCCAAACAUGCUCAAUGGGUGACAUGUCUGGUGAAUAUGCAGACCAUGGAAGAACUGGGACAUUUUCAGCUUCCAGGAAUUGUGUACAGAUCCUUGCGACAUGGGGUCGUGCAUUAUCAUGCUGAAACAUGAGGUGAUGUCGGCGGAUGAAUGGAACGACAAUGGGCCUCAGGAUCUCAUCACGGUAUCUCUGUGCAUUCAAAUUGACAUCGAUAAAAUGCAAUUGAGUGGCAUUUUAUUGUCCCCAGCACAAGGUGCACCUGUGUAAUCAUCAUGCUGUUUAAUCAGCUUCUUGAUAUGCCACACCUGUCAGGUGGAUGGAUUAUCUUGGCAAAGGACAAAUGCUCACUAACAGGAAUGUAAACACAUUUGUGCAAAACCUUUGAGAGAAAUAAGCUUUUUGUGCAUAUGGAACAUUUCUGGGAUCUUUUAUUUCAGCUCAUGAAACAUGGGACCAACACUUAACAUGUUGCGUUUAUAUUUUUGAUCAGUGUAUCUGCACUGGGAGGCAAACCGAUGAAGAACACAUACACCCUGACCCUAUUAAGUGUAGUACUGAUGAACAGAAAAUUAGGAUGAUAAUAAUAAAGAAAUAAUGUUAUUAUAAACGUUGAACAAUAAAUGAAAGUCACAAAGUCCCACUCUAUUCACCAUUGCAGUGUGAUUUAUUCAAUUAAGUAGUGUAUGUGACUUUCAUGUCAUUUUCAUUAUUUCCCUCUAUCCUAAGCAUUUCGCUGCGCACAUGCAUGCAUUCGAAAACUUGAUAACCCACCAACGAAUGCACACUCACAAUGUGGCAUACACACACUCACAAGGUACACAUAUACAGUAUGGUUUACACACACAGCAGCCAUACAAUUGACUGGCAUGCUCUUCUGUACGAUUGGUAGAUUAUGUACAAUGGGAUAAUGCUGCUAGAUCUCUCAGACAGAGAUACAUUUCAUGCUGCCCUGUGUCACUCAGAGAGAGAGAGAGAGAGAUGCUUUGUGAGAAAGGUUUAUGAGUCAGUGUGAUGUAUUAAUAAGUGUCUGUCUGAGCUCCUAUCAUAUAGCUCAGUUCAGGUAUGACUUUGACUUGGACUCUUGAGAUGAAUCAGGUGCUACUGAUGUCAGAAAGCACUGCAUUAUUAGAUCUGUGUGAUCUGGGCAAAUUCUGUCUCUAAAUGUUAUCUCACUGGCACCACCAUAUCACCAGGUAAAAUUCUGAGUAUGUGUAAAUAUACUUGGAGAAUAAAGGUGAUUCUGCAAGUUUUAUAUUUGAUGUGUAUCUUUUUGUAAUUACAGGGCUCAACUGUAAAAGAGACCUUGGGCUCAGCAUGACUCCCUGUCAAAAUAAAGGUUAAAUAAAUAACCUCUCUAUAACCUCUCUAUAACCUCUUUAUAACCUCUAUAAUCCCUCUUCUUCUCUUCCAGGUGAAGAGGCAGGUCGCUGUUUCACCAUAGAGUACAUCAUGCCCAUGAACUUACAGCUGACCUCUGAGUCCACAGUCAGUGUACUUAGUAAGUUAUAUUUCUCUCAUUUUCCUUCUGGCUGUAUCUGUCUUUGAUGCUCUCUCUCUAUCCCACUCUCUCUCUCGCUCUCUCUCUCUCUCUCUCCCUCUCGCUCUCUCUCUCCCCCUCUCUCUCUCUCUCAAUCUUUAUUCGCAUGAUUAGGUGGUUGCCACUGUUGCCAAAGCAAUGUAUAUGAAGUAUUACAUAAUUGAACAAUAUGCUUAAGCAACAAUUUUUUUUAUUUUUUUAUUUCACCUUUAUUUAACCAGGUAAGCCAGUUGAGAACAAGUUCUCAUUUACAACUGCGACCUGGCCAAGAUAAAACAAAGCAGUGCGAUAAAAACAACAACAACACAGAGAUACAUACAGUGAGUAUUUGAUCCCCUGCUGAUUUUGUACUUUUGCCCACUGACAAAGACAUGAUCAGUCUAUAAUUUUAAUGGUAGGUUUAUUUGAACAGUGAGAGACAGAAUAACAACAAAAAAAUCCAGAAAAACGCAUGUCAAAAAUGUUAUAAAUUGAUUUGCAUUUUAAUGAGGGAAAUAAGUAUUUGACCCCUCUGCAAAACAUGACUUAGUACUUGGUGGCAAAACCCUUGUUGGCAAUCAGAGGUCAGACGUUUCUUGUAGUUGGCCACCAGGUUUGCACACAUCUCAGGAGGGAUUUUGUUCCACUCCUCUUUGCAGAUGUUCUCCAAGUCAUUAAGGUUUCGAGGCUGACGUUUGGCAACUCAAACCUUCAGCUCCCUCCACGGAUUUUCUAUGGGAUUAAGGUCUGGAGACUGGCUAGGCCACUCCAGGACCUUAAUGUGCUUCUUCUUGAGCCACUCCUUUGUUGCCUUGGCCGUGUGUUUUGGGUCAUUGUCAUGCUGGAAUUACCCAUCCACGACCCAUUUUCAAUGCCCUGGCUGAGGGAAGGAGGUUAACACUCAAGAUUUGACGGUACAUGGCCCCGUCCAUCGUCCCUUUGAUGCGGUGAAGUUGUCCUGUCCCCUUAGCAGAAAAACACCCCCAAAGCAUAAUGUUUCCACCUCCAUGUUUGACGGUGGGGAUGGUGUUCUUGGGGUCAUAGGCAGCAUUCCUCCUCCUCCAAACACGGCAAGUUGAGUUGAUGCCAAAGAGCUCGAUUUUGGUCUCAUCUGACCACAACACUUUCAUCCAGUUCUCCUCUGAAUCAUUCAGAUGUUCAUUGGCAAACUUCAGACGGCCCUGUAUAUGUGCUUUCUUGAGCAGGGGGAACUUGCGGGCGCUGCAGGAUUUCAGUCCUUCACGGCGUAGUGUGUUACCAAUUGUUUUCUUGGUGACUAUGGUCCCAGCUGCCUUGAGAUCAUUGACAAGAUCCUCCCGUGUAGUUCUGGGCUGAUUCCUCACCGUUGUCAUGAUCAUUGCAACUCCACGAGGUGAGAUCUUGCAUGGAGCCCCAGGCCGAGGGAGAUUGACAGUUAUUUUGUGUUUCUUCCAUUUGCGAAUAUUCGCACCAACUGUUGUCACCUUCUCACCAAGCUGCUUGGUGAUGAUCUUGUAGCCCAUUCCAGCCUUGUGUAGGUCUACAAUCUUAUCCCUGACAUCCUUGGAGAGCUCUUUGGUCUUGGCCAUGGUGGAGAGUUUGGAAUCUGAUUGAUUGAUUGCUUUUGUGGACAGGUGUCUUUUAUACAGGUAACAAGCUGAGAUUAGGAGCACUCCCUUUAAGAGUGUAUUCCUAAUUUCAGCUCGUUACCUGUAUAAAAGACACCUGGGAGCCAGAAAUCUUUCUGAUUGAGAGGGGGUCAAAUACUUAUUUCCCUCAUUAAAAUGCAAAUCAAUUUAUAACAUUUUUAACAUGCGUUUUUCUGGAUAUUUUUGUUGUUAUUCUGUCUCUCACUGUUCAAAUAAACCUACCAUUAAAAUUAUAGACUGAUCAUUUCUUUGUCAGUGGGCAAACGUACAAAAUCAGCAGGGGAUCAAAUACUUUUUUCCCUCACUGUAUGGAAUAAACAAAAACGUACAGUCAAUAACACAAUUGAAAAUAUAAAAUCUAUAUACAGUGUGUGCAAAUGUAGUAAGUUAUGGAGGUAAGGCAAUAAAUAGGCCAUAGUGCAAAAUAAUUACAAUUUAGUAUUAACACUGGAGUGAUAGAUGUGCAGAAGAUGAUGUGAAAAUAUAGAUACUGGGGUGCAAAUGAGCAAAAUAAAUAAAUGUAAAUAACAAUAUGGGGAUGAGGUAGUUGGGUGGGCUAAUUACAGAUGGACUGUGUACAGGUACAGUGAUCGGUAAGCUGCUCUGACAACUGAUGCUUAAAGUUAAUGAGGGAGAUAAGUGUCUACAGCUUCAGAGAUUUGUGUAGUUCGUUCCAGUCAUUUGCAGCAGAGAACUGGAAGGAAUGGCAGCCAAAGAAGGUGUUGGCUUUGGGGAUGACCAGUGAGAUAUACCUGCUGGAGCGCAUACUACGGGUGGGUGUUGCUAUGGUGACCAAUGAGCUAAGAUAAGGCGGGGAUUUGCCUAGAAGUGAUUUAUAGAUGACCUGGAGCCAGUGGGUUUGGCGACGAAUAUGUAGUGAGGGCAAGCCAACGAGAGCGUACAGGUCACAAUGGUGGGUAGUAUAUGGGGCUUUGGUAACAAAACGGAUGGCACUGUGAUAGACUACAUCCAAUUUGCUGAGUUGAGUGUUGGAAGCUAUUUUGUAAAUGACAUCGCCGAAGUCAAGGAUCGGUCGGAUAGUCAGUUUUACGAGGGCAUGUUUAGCAGCAUGAGUGACGGAGGCUUUGUUGCGAAACAGGAAGCUGAUUCUAGAUUUAACUUUGGAUUGGAGAUGCUUAAUGUGAGUUUGGAAGGAGAGUUUACGGUCUAACCAGACACCUAGGUAUUUGUAGUUGUCCACAUAUUCUAAGUCAGACCCGCCGAGAGUAGUGAUUCUAGUCGGGCGGGCGGGUGCAAGCAGCGUUCGAUUGAAGAGCAUGCAUUUAGUUUUACUAGCGUUUAAGAGCAGUUGGAGGCCACAGAAGUAGUGUUGUAUGGCAUUGAAGCUUUUUUGGAGGUUUGUUAACACAGUGUCCAAUGAAGGGCCAGAUGUAUACAAAAUGGUGUCGUCUGCGUAUAGGUAGAUCUGAGAGUCAACAGCAGCAAGAGCGACAUCAUUGAUAUACACAGAGAAUAGAGUCAGCUCGAGAAUUGAACCCUGUGGCACCCCCAUAGAGACUGCCAGAGGUCCAAACAACAGGCCCUCCAAUUUGACACAUUGAACUCUAUCUGAAAAGUAGUUGGUGAACCAGGCGAGGCAGUCAGUUGAGAAACCAAGGCUAUUUAGUCUAACAAUAAGAAUGCGGUGAUUGACAGAGUCAAAAGCAUUGGCCAGGCCGAUGAAGACGGCUGCACAGUACUGUCUUUUAUCAAUCGCGGUUAUUAUAUCGUUUAGGACCUUGAGCGUGGCUGAGGUGCACCCAUGACCAGCUCGGAAACCGGAUUGCAUAGCGGAGAAGGUACGGUAGGAUUCGAAGUGGUCGGUGAUCUGUUUGUUAACUUGGCCUUCAAAUACUUUCGAAAGGCAGGGUAGGAUGGAUAUAGGUCUGUAACAGUUUGGAUCUAGAGUGUCACCCCAUUUGAAGAGGGGGAUGACCUUGGCAGCUUUCCAAUCUCUGGGGAUCUCAGACGAUACGAAAGAGAGGUUGAACAGGCUAGUAAUAGGGGUUGCGACAAUUUCAGCAUCUAAUUUUAGAAAGAAAGGGUCCAGAUUGUCUAGCCCAGCUGAUUUGUAGGGUUCCAGAUUUUGCAGCUCUUUCAGGACAUCAGCUAUCUGAAUUUGGGUGAAGGAGAAGCGAGGGGGGCAUGGGCAAGUUGCAGCGGAGGGUGCAGAGCUGGUGGCCGGGGUAGGCGUAGCCAGGUGGAAAGUAUGGGCAGCCGUGGCAAAAUGCUUAUUGAAAUUCUCGAUUAUCGUAGAUUUAUCGGGUAGUGACAGUGUUUCCUAGCCUCAGUGCAGUGGGUAGCUGGGAGGAGGUGCUUUUAUUCUCCAUGGACUUUACAGUGCCCCAAAACUUUUUGGAGUUAGUGCUACAGGAUGCAAAUUUAUGUUUGAAAAAGCUAGCCUUUGCUUUCCUAACUGAUUGUGUAUAUUGGUUCCUGACUUCCCUGAAAAGUUGCAUAUCGCGGGGGCUGUUCGAUGCUAAUGCAGUACGCCACAGGAUGUUUUUGUGCUGGUCAAGGGCAGUCAAGUCUGGGGUGAACCAGGGACUAUAUCUGUUCUUAGUUCUGCAUUUUUUGAAUGGGGCAUGCUUAUUUAAGAUGGAGAGGAAAGCACUUUUGAAGAACAUCCAGUCAUCCUCUACUGACGGAAUGAGGUCAACAUCCAUUCAGGAUACCCGGGCCAGGUGAAUUAGAAAGGCCUGCUCGCUGAAGUGUUUUAGGGAGCGUUUGACAGUGAUGAGGGGUGGUCGUUUGACCGCGGACCCAUUACGGACGCAGGCAAUGAGGCAGUGAUCGCUGAGAUCACCUCCACCUUUCCAGAAAUAAGUCUCUCACUGUUGCCGCUUGCUACAGACCCCCCGCAGCCCCAAGUUGUGCCCUGGACACCAUAUGUGAAUUGCUUGCCCCCCAUCUAUCCUCAGAGUUCGUACUGCUUGGUGACCUAAACUGGGAUAUGCUUAAAUAUAUUUUGAUUUGUUUAACACUUUUUUAGUUACUACCUGAUUCCAUGAGUGUUACUUCAUAGUUUUGAUGUCUUCACUAUUAUUCUACAAUGUAAAAAUGAAGAAAAACCCUUGAAUGAGUAGGUGUGUCCAAACUUUUGAAUGGUACUGUAUAUUAAAAAUAAUAUUAUUAUUUUGAAAGGUAACCGCCGCACCUAAACUUUUAUUUUGAAAGGAGACCGCCGCACCGCUUAUAUGUUGCUGACUUUACACAACGUUACCCUUACACACAGGCCUGCGUGCACUCAGUGUUGCCAAUUUAGCGACGUUUGUCGCUAUAUUUAGCAAGUUUUCAGACCCCUCUAGCGACACAUUUUCAAAAAGGCGACUAGCAACAAAUCUAGCGACUUUUUCUGGUGUUAUUGGAGACUUUUGGAGACUCUGACGUCAAAGUACGUAUCGUUCUUACUCUUCUCAACGAGCAGCGGGUGCUGCCGUGGGUGGAGAGAGUCAGCCGACAACAAACUUAAAACCAUACCCCUAUCCAAUGACACCAUGAGGAGGAGAAUCCAGGACAUGUCUGAGGACAUAACGCGCCAGACAUCAGAGCGAAUCAGUGCAAAUGGCCAUUACGCACUGCAGCUUGAUGAAUCCACAGAUGUGGCUAACCAUGCAAUUCUAAUGGUCUAUGUCAGACACAUCUGGGAUAAUAACUUUGAGGAGCAGUUCUUUUUUAGUGCUGAUUUGCCCACCACCACCACUGCAGAGGCUGUCUUUAACACAAUGGAUAUGUACUUGGGCUCCAUGGGACCGGCCUGGGAUGGUUGCGUCGGUGUGACCACUGAUGGGGCAGCUGCCAUGAAGGGAAAGCACUCCGGAGUAGUAAAGCGGAUCCUGGAGAGAGCACCAAGAGCGACGUGGAUCCACUGCUUCCUACACAGGGAGGCAUUGGCAGCGAAGGACAUGGUGCGUGAGCUCCACGCCAUUCUCCAGGAUGUGAUCAAAUGUGUCAACUAUAUAAAAAGAGUUCCACGAAAAGCAGGUGUUUCCAGGCCUUCUGGAGGGAUAUGGGGAGUGAGCACUAGCAGGUGCUUUAUCAUGCAGAGGUCCACUGGAUUUCCAGAGGUACAUUGUUGGGUCACUUUUAUGAGCUUCAAGCGGAGAUUGCUGCGUUUCUUUCGGAAAACAAGUCACCUCUGGCUGAACAUUUCGAUUGUGAGGAAUGGCUCGCGAAGGUUGCCUGAAUUCGCUCAAUGUGUCAAAGCACAACCUAUUUGAACAGAGCAGGAACAAAGUGGAUGCCUUCAAGAUUAAGCUUACCAUUUGGGCAAGUCAUGUUUCAAACGGGAGGAUUGACAUGUUUCCCAAUGCUGAUUUCGAGAUUCAGAAUCUGAUCAACAAAGCGCACAGCGACACACUGAAAAAACAAACAGUUAAACAGCAUCUUGUUAAGCUGCAGGGAACGUUUUCAACUACUUCCCGGAGGAGAACAGGAGACAAAAUGACUGGAUACAGGACCCCUUUCGAGUGGAGAUGGGAAGCGUCACGUUGCCAAGCAACGAAGAGGAUCAGCUGGUGGAGCUGUCAUUUGAUCGCGGACUGAGCAUGCGCUUCCCGGAAACGUCACUGCCACAGUUCUGGUGCAGCGUAACGGGAGAGUAUCCUACUCUCGCCUGUCAUGCAAUCAGAAUCAUGCUAACGUUCAGCAUUACCUAUCUGUGUGAAAGUGGCUUCGAUGCUAUGGCCGUGCUGAAAACUAAAAGCAGAAACAAACUGGACAGCCAGCAUGACCUCCGAGUUUCCCUGUCAACCAUCACCCCAGACUUCAAUAAACAUAUCAAACUGAAGAAACACCCCCAGUUUUCCCACUGAUAGGCCACACACAUGCACGCACACACACCCACACACACACAAUAAAUAAACAGGUAAAUGAGUUAUUGUUCAGUAUGUUCAUUAUUAUUGUUAAUUAAUUCUGACAUUCAUAUUAAAUUUGAUUGAACUGGUUAAAAACGUACACCUUUAAAAAAAAACUUUUCAAGGUUGUGAAACUAUUCACAUGGUAAUUGGUGAUUACGAGAUCCUAAUGAUUGUUGUUUUUUCUAUUUUAAACACUGGUAUGUGUUACUGUUCAUUAACAUUAUUGGACUGGUUUUUAUGUCAUGUUCUGAGUCUAAUCAUUUAUUACACCCUACUCCUGAACUGGUCGCCUAAUUAAAUGGCUUAUUCUCUUGAAUUUAUAAUAAAUGUUUUCUCAGUUAAUAUGGCUGUGUAAUGACUUUCUUUAAUACCAUAAUAGUAGCCCAUUGAGACAGUCUAUUUUGCCUGGCCAAGAAGGCAGCUGCAAUACAACAUUACAAAAUGUAAUCAUCAACAGUCCAUAAUAUUGGGUCGCGACUCAAUUGUCUGUCAAUUUUGGGUCCCCAGGCAAAACCAGCUGAGAACCAUUGCUCUAAAGGGUCACUCCCUAGGUUGUGGUGUUUGCAUAAGAAAGCGCGCGCGCUCUCUCUCUCUCUGUGCAAGUAGAUGAAGCACUCUUUGUGUUUUACAUUUACAUAAUUUAGCAGACGCUCUUAUCCAUAGCGACUUACAGUUAGUGCAUACAUUAUUCUUUUUUUUUUUCAUACUGGCCCCCCGUGGGAAUCGAACCCACAACCCUGGCGUUGCAAACACCAUGCUCUACCAACUGAGCUACCUCCCUGCCGGCCAUUCCCUCGCCUACCCUGGACGACGCUGGGCCAAUUGUGCGCCGCCCCAUUGGUCUCCCGGUUGCAGCCGGCUACAGCAGAGCCUGUGUUCAGAGUGAGUGGGUGGUUAUAAUACUGAGAAUGCACUCAGGACAAACAAGGACAAGUGACACCAUUUAUCAACAUAUGGCACCCUCUUCUGGUUACUUUGCUGAACAGUCUUUAUACCUGAAAAGCUGAAGCUGAGAGAGUGAGCAGUGUAGCAUAGAGAAGCUGUGUGUGCAUUGGAAGAAAUAUUACUGAGGUUUUCUGAGUUCCUGUCAAAUGUGGAAACAAUAUGUUUCAAGGAAUGAUAAUGUCAGGCAUGGCUUGUAACCAGCGUUCUAACGUGAAGAAAUGGAAGAACAGACUGAAUGCGAGAGAUAAUAUAUUCACUCUAAAAUUGUGCUUCUUUAUCAUCAGUAUUAAAGCUUUCACAUCCCCAAUUAAGGCUCUAAUGCACUUUUAUUGAACUUUGUUUUCCUCCUCCUAGAGUGUCUGAAUGACGAGCUCCAUACACAACAAAGUGAGUCAUCAGGACUCCCACUGUCUCUGUCUCUCCACCCUGCUGACUCCUCUCUAGUUCAGAAUACUUAUUAGGAAAUAACUCUGAGGAGUCACACUGAGGGAAGUUUUACUUUCUCUAAAAUCACAGCCUCAUUAGGUUUUGGUUGAUGCCUGUUGAAAGCUCUCUGGUAGAUAGGAAUAUUGUUUGGACCCUCUAUGUUCAGAGUUUGUGAUAAAGUAGAGUAUAAGAGUUUGUAGAAAAGCAUAGUUAUAUGUGUCUGUGAAAUUCUGUUUCUGUAUAGUAAUCACUGUCUUUCUCUAUAUUGCUGUUUUGGUCUUUUCUCUCUCUCUCUCUCGCUCUCUCUCUCUCUCUCUCAGAGAUGAUUCGUUCAGCCACUCCGUUUCCUCUGGUCAGUCUGUUCUUCAUGUUCAUCGGCUUUGUGCUCAACAACAUCGGACACAUCCGACCUCAUCGCACCAUCCUGGCCUUUGUCUCUGGAAUCUUCUUCAUCCUCUCAGGUAAUCUUCUCGUCUUCCAUCUCUUCCUCAUCCUCUUCACCUCCUUUUCUCUCUCCUCUUCUCCCUGCUUCUCCUCCUCCUUGUCUUCUGCUGACACUGCUUCAGCUACUGAAUGUGACAAUGUCUAUCUCUCUAACACAAUCACUGUCUGUCUGUCUGUCUGUCUGUCUGUCUGUCUGUCUGUCUGUCUGUCUGUCUGUCUGUCUGUCUGUCUGUCUGUCUGUCUGUCUGUCUGUCUGUCUGUCUGUCUCUGACUGAUGUUCAGGCUUUGAAGGUUUGUUUAAUCUCUCUCUCUCUCUCUGUCAGGUCUGGCUCUGGUGGUAGGUCUCGUGCUGUAUAUAUCCAGUAUUAAUGAUGAGAUGUUGAACAGGACUAAGAGCAGUGAGUCCUACUUCAGCUACCGGUACGGCUGGUCCUUCGCCUUCGCUGCCAUCUCCUUUCUGCUCACUGAGGUACAACAUUUGUUGUAGAAAAAAUCUACAUAGUAUGAUAGUUCACUACCAAUUUUAUUUAUUUAUUGUCACAUACACCGGAUAGGUGAGGUGAAAUGUGUUGUUUUACAGGGUCAGCCAUAGUAGUACAGCACCCCUGGAGCAAAUUAGGGUUAAGUGCCUUGCUCAAGAGCACAUCGACUUUUCACCUUGUAGGCUCAGGUAUUCGAACCAGCAACCUUUUGGUUACAGCCCAACGCGCUAAGUUAUCUGUCGUCUGCUGGUGUGGUACCCUCUCUUCUGGGUCUUCUGGCUCUCUAUACUACAGAGCGCAGUGUCCUCUAACCUUUAUCGUCUGUCUGUCUGUCUGUCUGUCUGUCUGUCUGUCUGUCUGUCUGUCUGUCUGUCUGUCUCUGUCUCUGUCUCUGUCUCUCUCUCUCUCUCUAGAGUGCGGGUGUCAUGUCCGUCUACCUGUUCAUGAAGCGCUACACAGCCGAGGAAAUGUACCAGCGCCACCACCCCGGCUUCUACCGGCCGCGCCUCAGUAACUGCUCUGACCACUCCGGUCAGUUCUUGCACCCGGAGACCUGGGCACGUGGACGCAGCCCCUCGGACAUCUCCAGCGAAACCUCGCUCCAGAUGAGCGCCAGCUACCCGGCCCUGCUCAAGUGCCCCGACUACGACCAGGUCUCCUCCUCGCCCUGCUGA
Messenger RNA from Coregonus sp. 'balchen', 19191 nucleotides. The record is from the annotation of a GenBank genome assembly. Lineage: Eukaryota; Metazoa; Chordata; Actinopteri; Salmoniformes; Salmonidae.